AUGGGUUUCGGUGAGAAAUGGAGAGGUUGGAUGGAAAAGUUAGUGUUCAAAAGUCAUAUGUCUGUUCUUGUGAAUGGUAGCCCGACAAAGGAUUUUGAGGUUGGAAAGGGUUUGAGGCAAGGAGAUCCUUUGUCGCCUUUUCUAUUUGUGGUAGUGGUGGAAGGACUAACGGGGUUAAUUAGGAAAUCCAUAGAAGUGGGUGAAUUUGAAAGCUUUUCUAUCCAUCGGAAGUGUGAGGUGGAUAUUCUUCAAUUCACGAAUGAUACACUUUUGGUGGGGAAAGGUACUUGGAAAUAUGUGUGGGCGAUUAGAGCGGCUCUAAAGUCUUUUGAGUUGGUGUCGGGUUUGGGAAUUAACUACCACAAAAGGAUUCCGGUAGGUUUCAAUCCGAGGAACUUUGAGACUUGGAGGCCGCUCAUUUCCAAGUUGAAAAAUCGGUUGGCGGGGUGGAAAAAUAGGUUCCUUAAUAUUGGCGGUAGAAUAACUCUAGUUGGAGGGAGGUUCAUCGUUCAUAAUGGGUUUAAUACUCCUUUUUGGGAAGCGAGGUGGUUAUGUGGUUUGGUUUUGAAGGAAGAAUUCACGAGCCUUUUCGAUGUAUCUUGCUUGAAAGGUGUAUCGGUAGCAUGUAUGGGAGGAUGGGUGGAGGAUAAGUGGACUUGA
Messenger RNA from Vicia villosa (hairy vetch), 660 nucleotides. RefSeq lists its product as uncharacterized. The transcript is spliced from 3 exons. The record is from RefSeq and is a predicted model, not a curated record. Lineage: Eukaryota; Viridiplantae; Streptophyta; Magnoliopsida; Fabales; Fabaceae. The coding region runs from base 1 to 660 and encodes 219 amino acids.